Molecule: messenger RNA, 1865 nt
Organism: Melitaea cinxia (Glanville fritillary)
Lineage: Eukaryota; Metazoa; Arthropoda; Insecta; Lepidoptera; Nymphalidae
Product: histone-lysine N-methyltransferase PRDM9-like
Exons: 5
Coding region: 1-1761 (586 amino acids)
Biological process (GO): regulation of transcription by RNA polymerase II
Molecular function (GO): RNA polymerase II cis-regulatory region sequence-specific DNA binding; DNA-binding transcription factor activity, RNA polymerase II-specific; protein binding
Source: RefSeq, a predicted model, not a curated record
AUGGAUAACCCCGCAGGGGCGGGUAUCGGUGUGUUCAGUUCGCUGACCCUGCCGCGCGGCGUGCGCUUCGGGCCGUACCGCGGCGCCGACACGCGCGCCCCGCGCCCCGCCUACUGCUGGCAGAUACACGACGGUAACAACAAGCGCUCGCACUAUGUGGACGCGACGGACGCGAACAACUCCAACUGGAUGCGAUACGUGAACUGCUCGAGACACAGCUCCGAGCAGAACCUCGUCGCCUACCAGUACAGAGGGAUGAUAUACUACCGAACGAUAGAGAUAAUACCAAAAUUCACAGAGCUGUUGGUAUUCUAUGGCGGCGAAUUUGCUCAUAGACUCAACAUUGAUAUCAAAAAAUAUAAUACACCAAUGGGAUAUGCUCGAACACUAGGUGCCUUUAAUCCUCUGAAACUGCCAAACAAAGAAAAAGCGAAUGAAGUAGUCAGCAACGAAAAGGCUCCCGAACAACCAAAUCCAAUACUAGAAAAUAGGCCAAAGGAAAGUAAUGAACUUAUUUUAAAAACAAGUGCAAUUAAUAAAUUCAAUAAAGACUCAAAUAGUAUAAAUAAAAUACCUAAAAAUAGUAAGAAGAUAAAAAAGUAUGAGCUUCCGAAAAAAAUACAGAAAGAUUCCAUUUUAACUAAUUCUAACAAUAGUCUUACAGAACCACAUGUGACAAAGAAUCCAAAAAUACAUAACCGAAAUGAAAAAUCAACACUAAAUGAAACUAAACCAGCGAAUCAUAUAAACUUAGCACUUACAAAAACUUCAAAAAUACAAAUAAAUGACAAGCCAAAUGACAAACAACACGACAGCGAUUUUUUUGUUCCGAAUAAUAAAUACAUUUGUAAUAUAUGUAAUUAUGAAACUGUAAGAAAAAAAUGCUUAAUUGUUCAUUUAAGGUUGCACGAUACUAAAGAAAAGAAACAUUGUUGUGGUCAAUGUCAGUAUAUGACUAAUGUGAAAAACAGUUUUAACAUGCAUCUUAAAAAACACACAGGUGAAAAAUCACACGAAUGUCAUAUUUGUCAAAGAAAAUUUAGUCAUAUGGUUUCUUUAAAGAUACACAUACAAACACACACAGGUGAAAAACCAUACAAAUGUCAUAUUUGUCAAAGAAAAUUUAGUCGAAUCGCAGAUUUAAAUAGACACAGAAGAACACACACAGGUGAAAAACCAUACGAAUGUCAUAUUUGUCAAAGAAAAUUUAGUGAUAUCACUAAUUUAAAGCCACACAUAAGAACACACACAGGUGAAAAGCCAUACGAAUGUCAUAUUUGUCAAAGAAAAUUUAGUCAAAUGGUUUCUUUAAAGAUACACACAAGAACACACACAGGUGAAAAACCAUACGAAUGUCAUAUUUGUCAAAGAAAAUUUAGUCAUAUGGUUUCUUUAAAGACACACACAAGAACACACACAGGUGAAAAACCAUACGAAUGUCAUAUUUGUCAAAGAAAGUUUAGUGAUAUCACUUAUUUAAAGAUACACACAAGAACACACACAGGUGAAAAACCAUACGAAUGUCAUAUUUGUCAAAGAAAAUUUAGUCAAAUGGUUUCUUUAAAGACACACACAAGAACACACACAGGUGAAAAACCAUACGAAUGUCAUAUUUGUCAAAGAAAAUUUAGUCAAAUGGUUUCUUUAAAGACACACACAAGAACACACACAGGUGAAAAACCAUACGAAUGUCUCAUUUGCCCAAAGAAAUUUACACAAAAACAUGGUUUAAAGUAUCAUUUAAGAACUCAUCAUACUUAAAUAAAAUAUAUAUAUUACUUUUUAUAAGAGUUUACUCUUUCAGAAGCAAUAUAAGGAACUGAAAUGAGAGAGUGACGCUUUUCAUCCCUUUUAGCUUGUAUGUA